This is a messenger RNA of Ictalurus furcatus (blue catfish), 5329 nucleotides long. RefSeq names its product integrin alpha FG-GAP repeat containing 1 (gene itfg1). The record is from RefSeq and is a predicted model, not a curated record. The coding region runs from base 272 to 2092 and encodes 606 amino acids. The transcript is spliced from 18 exons. Lineage: Eukaryota; Metazoa; Chordata; Actinopteri; Siluriformes; Ictaluridae. Gene Ontology annotation, cellular component: plasma membrane.
UGUCGUAAACCAGGAAGUGAACAUCCCGUGACGUGAUGGUGUAACCGUUAUUUGUAUAACUUUAUUUGUUUUGUUUUUAGAUUUUUUUUUUUACUAAAACUGAAAUACAAAUUUAAUAAACAUAUAAUAUCAUAUUUAAGCCACCAUAUUUAAAUAUAUAUAACUAUUUCCCCCCUCCCCCCGGAAACUCUGAAAAGCUCGUGAACUUCUCCGUUAAACCCGCUGCCGUAUUCCACUUCGUGUAGUUCCACUUUACACGACAACAACCAGGAUGUGGCUGUCUACACAUUCCGCGUUAUUAGCGUUAAUUUUGUUUAUUACAAUUGAUCGGCACGGCGCGUUCGGACUUCAGGACGUGACUGGAGCUUUAUUCGGGUCGGAGAAUGUGGGCACAGUGGCCGCGUUUGGAGAUUUUAACUCGGAUAAACAGACUGAUGUUUUUGUCAUCAGAGAAGACUCUGAGCUGGUGAUUUUCUUGGCUGAUGUUAAAGCUCCGUAUUUCAAACCCAAAGUGCAUGUAAAGAAAGAUGCGUUUCCAAGUGGUAUCAGCGUGAUCAGCAGUGUAGUUCCAGCUGAUUAUGAUGGAGAUUCUCAGAUGGAUGUUCUGCUCACCGGCCACACGACAGGAUCGGACCUGCAACGCACCAGCGUCUUCAUCUUCUGGGGGAAUAACCAAACUCUGAAUCAAAGUGCUAGAGUCGACCUGAAUGUGACCUUUAAGGAUCAACCUCUAGUUAUGGACUUUAACGGCGAUAUGAUCCCGGAUAUUUUCGGAACGGUGGGCGACUCCACAGAGGUCUGCUAUCUCCGUGGCAGGAAGCCGAAGUGUGAGAAAGCUCUGGGGUCAGACGUGCAGAUCCGCGUUCCUCACUCCCACGCCUUCAUCGACCUUAACAGGGACUUCACGGCGGAUUUGUUUCUCAGCACAGGAUCGAAAUCGGGGUUCGAGUUUGAGACUUGGAUCAAUACGGAUGGAAACUUCACCAAGAACUACGCAACAAAAGCACCAGAGAACGUCCAACAAGUGGGCCAGUCUGCUUUCGUCGAUUUCGAUGGCGACGGUUCUCAGGAUCACCUCCUGCCCGUCUGUAUGGACGACGCGUGUACGAAAAGCGUCAUUUACCUGGCCAGGCCUGGCCAGGAGAAGUGGUUUCCUGUACUGAUGGAUUUCCAGUGGAAAGACUCACUGUGGGGUUUUGUUCCUCCUCCGAACACGCCCCAGGCGGAUGAGUUUCAUCCCCUCAUCACGUUACACAUGGGUGACUACAACCUGGACGGUUUCCCUGACGCUCUCGCCAUCCUGAAAAACACCAGCAACAGUGCUCAGCAGCAGGCGUUUCUUCUGGAGAACGUGGCGUGUAACAACGUGAGCUGUAGAGACGUAGGACGUAUGUUCCACGUGCACUGGGACCAGUCGGACCUGAACGCCAUCCCCAGAGCCGCCGUGGCCACGUUCUUCGACAUCUACGAGGACGGAAUUUUGGACAUGAUCGUGCUGAGCCGGACGGAGGGGAAGAAGGAUCUCACCAUCCACGCGUUGAAGAACAACUUCGAGGCUGACGCUUAUUUUGUCAAAGUGAUUGUACUCAGUGGGCUGUGCUCUAAUGACUGUCCUGACAAAGUGAAGCCGUUCGGUGUGAAUCAGCCCGGGCCGUAUGUCAUGUACACGUCAGUGGACUCUAAUGGCUACCUGAAGAACGCCUCCGCGGGUCAGCUGAGUCAGUCAGCACAUCUCUCUCUCCAGCUCCCCUACACCGUCCUGGGCCUUGGCCGCAGUGCCAACUUCCUGGAUCACCUUUUCGUUGGCAUCCCCCGACCCCCUGGAGUCAAGGACACGAGGAAACAAGAAUGGACCGCCAUCAUCCCCAACUCUCAGCUCAUAGUCAUUCCUUAUCCAAACAGUGACCCUCGCAGUUGGAGUGCUAAACUCUAUCUGACUCCCAGUAAUAUUGUGUUGCUGACGGCCGUGGCGCUGAUCGGAGUGUGUGUUUUUAUCCUCAUCAUCAUCGGUGUGCUGCACUGGCAGGAGAAGAAAGCAGACGACCGCGAGAAGAGACAAGAAGCUCAUCGCUUCCACUUCGACGCCAUGUGAAGAACCGGAGUGCAUCAUGGGGGGGAAAAAAAAAGAAAGUCCAUCAUAAGCAUUCAUCUCACUGGAGAGUAUAUUUAUUAAUUUAUUUUCCAUGUUUUCCCCACUGAAUGUGGUCUAUCUGUUUCAGCUGAAUGUGUUAUUGAACGUGUGAGAUCUCGGGAAAGUGUGGCUGUUAUUCCUCACUUCUGAUUUUUUCUUUCCCCUCUUAUAUUUGUAUAUAAUGGACGUUUACUUGAACGAUACGACAUAACAGUGUGUGUUUUUAGCUGAAGCAAGCAGGGAGUAUUGAUUUUCACAAAAAAACAAAGGAAUGUUUUGGUGCCAUUUUAUUUGUCCUUCUGGCAUAACGCGUUGUGUUAAAUGUAUUUCUUCCUCUGUCAUUGUAAAAGGGAAAGAUUGUGUCUCUUGGGUAAAAGCACCAGGACUAGUUAUGGGAGUCUUUAUUUUUGGUGCUUGUUUUGAUGUACUUUAACAAAAUGGCUGCUCCAGUCAUAUUUGUCUGGCUUGCUUUUCAAUGCCUAUGAAUGAAACUGAAAAUGUUUCCUAUGCUAAUCAAUGAGGUGUGCAAAAAACAAAAAAAAUGUAUUCAUGCGGUUUGUCCUUUUUUUUGGCUUGCUGUAAGAGCAUGUUUCUUUUCUUCUUUGGCAAAUGGUCAUGUUUAUAAGAUGUGUUUGGUGAUCGAAGUUUUCUUCCUUUAUUUUGCACUCAGGCUAGCCAGUAAUGGCAUCUUGCACCAUUUUAGCAUCAUGUACUAACAUCACUCGUACAUGAAGAGUCUAAUAAAACAGCAGAUUUUUAUAAAACUCCAUAUUAAUGAAAUAAAUGUGCAAAUCAAAUUGGACGUAUUUUAUCAUUUGGAACACUCCAGACAUAAAAUUCUGCCUUCGGACUUUUGGUAGUAGUCGUACUGUGAGCGCUGUGAUACGAAACUUGGGCCAAUGAGGAAAUAAGUUUCCAUUUCAUAAUGAAAACAGCACAAUGGAAAUUCACACUAGGCGUCCGACCCAUGACUUUUACGUCAUUUUCUCAAUUUUCAUCAGACAUGAAAGUAAAAAAACAGUGUAUCUUGUACAGAAAACAUCGCAAUAAGUUUUACCAUUUUGCAGUUGUGCAGAUCACGUGAGAGUCAUAAGAAAAGUUCUCUCUUUCUCUUACCGACAACUGAAAUGCCAAAACUGUGCUUACCGAUUUGUCAGGUUUAGAGAACCGAUUCGAAAAUAUGCAUAUUUUUGCAGUUUAGAAAAAAUGUUUUUGCAUUUUAAAAAAAUAUGCAGUUUUAGUGUUGAUAGAAAGGCAUAAUUGUUCGAUUUUUUACAUUUUUAUUUUACCCAUGUUGGUGUGGUCUAGACCUUAGUUUCAAGAUGGAAGGUCAUUUGACUUCAAGAUGGAGCUGCAACUAUUUUUAGUUCUGGCUCUUUUUUUUUUUUUUUUGACGUUCUGUGCGUGUCAGAAAUGACACAAACAAGUUUACCACAUUGAACAACUCCACAAACCUGUUUAAGGUGUGAAUGUGUGAUGGGUUAGACAUCCAUAUUGCACAAAGCUAAGCCUGAGGCUGUAAGCUUCCAUUACUUCUCAGCUACAUUAGCAUCAAGGCUUCAGUGUAAAAUUUAGAAAGUAAACAUAUCUUAGCUGCAUUGCAGUAAGUAAGUCUAUCUUAUCUUCCACUUAGUUACAUAAUAAAACACCAAACAAUGCAUCAUUUUUGGUAGGGAAGUGGCAAUAGAAAUUGUUAGUCAUGAGAUAUGGAUAUGAUUUUUGAGUGAAUGUAUGUGUGAAAAUUUCCUGUUAAUAGAUUAUUAUUAAUAGAUUUGUUUGCAGAUCAUAUGUCCAACAUGUUAUGUCCCCAAAGCACACAGUCUUACUUUGAAUUCAACUUUCACUUUAUUGCCUUAUUGAAUUACCUGCUUUGUGCUGUGUAGAGGUUAUUCGUGACCGGUACAACUUUGUCAUUAACACUGGUAUUAUUGUUUGUAUUUUUGGUGAUUUCUAACUGUAUAUGAAUUUUUGUACGACAUUUGGUUAUGUGUGUGAAUUAGAUUCACUAAUGAUGAAAUGUUCAGCUUGGGAAUGGGUUUCAUCAUGCUGCAUUAGUCAAUAUUUACGGGUUAAUAUUAUUGAUUCUCAUUUGGCUAAAUAAAGGCGUUUUUUUUUUUUGUGGAGCACUUGCAUGAUAAUAGAACUAAAAGCUGCUGUUGGUUUUCAGGACUAAACAUUUCGAUUUCUUUCACAACUUUCAGUCUGUCUGCGGUGUCCGUUUCAGAGCAAAUUGACAUUUGGUUUGGUUUCACACUGCACGUAAAUAAACGAAUCAAGAGCAAAAAGAAAUCGUCUGAGGGACGUGUAGGGUUGAAAAUGCCCCCAUAAAGGUCUUCCGGCAGUUACUUUCACUUUUUUGUUCAUAGGUCCAAAUCUCCAGAACAGUAGACCAUAAUGCAUUUCUGCAGUGUUACAGCUCUGUCCUUUGGCUCAGUCUGCCUCAGUUUAGCAGCUCAUACACAAAAAAUAAUGCGGUGUUCUUACCUGCCUAAUGAACCACAACGAGGUUGGGAAUACAUCAGUAUUCCAUUUAUAUGGACUAAACACUGCAUAUGUGAUACCCUUAGGGUGCUUCGUUCAUGCAGUGUUUUGCCCAUUAAAUGGAUCCCUGAUGCAAACCCUGGAGCUGUAGCGCUGCAGAAAUCCCAUAUACUGUGGAUACCAAUAAACACCGGACAUUAUACGCAUGACAUUAUAAACAUUGACAUUAUAAACACCGAACAUUAUACGGACAUUAUACACACGAUAUUAUAAACAUCAUGACAUUAUACGCAACAUGUUUUGGACUAGUUAUUUAUAUAUUAUCUAGCCAUUUAUUGCACUUUUUUGGUUUGUUUAUAUAUAGCUAAUGAAUAAAAGAGUUUCAAGAGGACAUUUUCAUAUGCAGUGUGAAACCAAACCAUACCAUGUAGCAAACGAACCGAAAUGAUCACUUUUCACUCUGAUUUGUAUUCCCAGACAGAUUAAUGAGUAUGAAAGUGGCCCUUAUGGUUAACGUGUUCUGUGGCAGCAUUAAUGGUGUAAUUGAAACUGGAGCGCUGGUCUCUUUACAUUUUUAGGUCGGUGAUGUCCAUAACACAUUUGUUUUGUCUAAGCUGUAUUGUAAUAAAAUACUUUCACCUGGAUUAACCUUAACAUUGAGAGUCAUUAAAUGUACAUGGAUUCAUCAAUGGAAAAUAAACAUUACCAAACAUUUAC